Molecule: messenger RNA, 1506 nt
Organism: Pyrus x bretschneideri (Chinese white pear)
Lineage: Eukaryota; Viridiplantae; Streptophyta; Magnoliopsida; Rosales; Rosaceae
Exons: 9
Coding region: 217-1203 (328 amino acids)
Biological process (GO): transcription by RNA polymerase III
Cellular component (GO): RNA polymerase III complex
Molecular function (GO): DNA binding
Source: RefSeq, a predicted model, not a curated record
UGAUCCGCUGGUCGGAAAUUUAGAGAGUUUGUGAGAAGUAAAAAUGGGUAUGUGAAUAGUCCAACCUUCGUAUAUAAUUAUUUAAGUGUCUGGAUACACAGCCUUAUAGCGUAAUUGUGCAAUCGUCAAGUCCACUCGACCUGGGUUCGAUUCCCGCCCUCUUUCUCUUUUUUCCCCAAUUUUUAUUUUUCGUCCUUCUUCUCCGUCGAGAAAGCCAUGGAUAACGACGAUCCCUCUCACCGUCGCAGAAGGCCUAGGUUCAUUCCCAGAGUCCAGCCACGCAAGAAGCUUGGACCAACUGCCCCCACUCCCGACGUCGGCGACGGCGGCGAUGGUGGUCAAGAAACUCGCCAGGCCCAGACUCUGCUGAGUCAGCACAAUGAGAGAAGACGGGGAGUCGAAAAGAAAUCUACACUGCAAGUUGCGUUUGGUCCUGGAGGAGCAGGUGCGUCCUCAACUUCUAUCAGAACAUUUGGAGCUGUAAAGGACGGCAAUGAUGGUAAAAGCGGCAGUGUAGUUCUCAAAGACUCUGAUGAUGAAGAGCAAAACCUCUCAACUUUUCCUUCAGCCUCUACUGAAGCUGAAACGGAUGUAACCAUGGAAGAUGCUAUCGAUCCAGAAGCAGAACCACUUCAGACUGUCAAGAAUACAGAAUUUUGGGAUUAUGAGAACACAUACUAUCCUACUACUCUCCCUCUCAGGCAACCCAACUCUGGAGACCCAGAAAUCCUUAAUGAGAGUGAAUUUGGGGAGGAUGCUGAAAAAGAGUAUGAUGAGAGCACUAUAAAUCCUGCUUCAGAACUCGGGCUGCUGGAGGAAAAAGAGAAAGCGAAGUUGUUAUUCAUUCAACUUCCUUCCAUUUUGCCAUUGACAUCAAACCCAGCGGCCACUGCCACGGGCAAAGAGAAAGCUGGAAGCUCAACAUCACUGGAGAGCACAGGUGCUCCAAAGAAGGGAUGCAGUUUGGAAGAGUUGCCUGCCGGAUUUAUGGGUAAAAUGCUAGUUUACAAGAGCGGAAAAGUCAAGCUGAGGCUAGGAGAUACCUUCUAUGAUGUUGCACCUGGUUCAGAUAGCAAGUCUAAUCAAGAUGUUGUGGUAGCCAACACUGUAGAGAAGAAAUGCACCGUUCUCAGAGAGCUACGCGAGCGAGCUGUUGUAAUUCCUGAUGUGGAUUCCCUCCUAAAUGUGAUUAACAGGAAUUGAAUGCAGGGAUGUUACAAAAAUUAGGUGCAUUUUGAGGUGUAAUGGGGGAAUUAUGCACAUGAAAAAGCUGGAAAUGGUGGAUAUGUAGAGGAAAAUCUUGAGGAGUAAAUAUGUUGCUAGAAUUACUGAAGACUGAAGGUGCCAAGUGUAAUGAAAUGUAAGCGGUUGUAGGUAAAAAUUAGUAGGUCAGACAGAAAAAUUCAUCCGGUUAAACAGUUUUACUGACUCCAUGUGGUUAAACAGUUACUGUUUGAAGUUUUUUCAAGUGAAUCCAUCUCUUUCAGGAUAACUUUUUUCUUUUUA